CGUCGUCGUCGUCGACAUCCUUUGCGCCCGUCUUCUUCACCUUCUUGUGUUUAUCUUCAUCAGAUAUAGCUCGUUCAUAUGUGUGGUAUGGAAUUAUGACUCUUUUCCAGCCUUGAGCGCCCGCCCUGCACACAAACUGCGUUUCAGAAUCAAUAAGUUCUUCCAGUUAGCACACAAUACCGACGGAUCUCUCGGUACAGCUUAUUGCGACAAAUUCAGCAACAUCACAAUGGCGCGAAAUAACGACGAAGAGAGAGGCGAUUAUGGGAUAGUAUCAGAUCAUCCAGAUGAUCCCAUCGAUGGCUCUCUUCAGACGAACCUAUUGCCAAUGGAACACGAUGAGCUUUCCGACGACACCUCUCCUCCAACCCCGCGUUUCAUGCAAGAUCAAGGAUCCUAUCGAUACUUAAAAUGGGUACCUGUUCCAAUCCGAAGAGUUUCGAAGUCUCUUGGACGAUGGGCUCAAGGACCCAAUCCACCGCAGAUACAUACAAUCAAACCGAUAUUCCCGUUCCUACAAGAAGCACCCUUACAGUUACUUGAUAAAUAUGUGCCGAAGCGGAGGCCGAGGAUAACGUUGUUGAUCGCAUACUACUUCCUUUGGGUCUUGACCUUUGCUUUAGUCAUGCGAGAAAGUACGUUUGCAACAGAAAUCGAAGGUUGGGGAGCUCCAGGGAAUAUUGGCUGCGGCAACACAUACUGGGUACCAGGAAACAGAUGUGGCUUGAAUGGCAAUGACUGUCGACCAUUCAAUGGGAGCGGCUUUGCAUUUCGAUGCCCAGCAAACUGCGCAAGCACAUGGAUUCUCGAACCUCGAGCUGUUGGAGCCCAAGCGGUUAACUACCGGGCCUUUGUUAUUGGAGGACCUUCGAAGGAUGACUCGACACCAAUCUAUCGAAGCGAUUCUUUCAUCUGCGGGGCUUCUAUCCAUGCUGGAAUUAUCAGCAACACAAAGGGUGGAUGUGGGGUUGUGUCUUUGGUGGGUUCGCAUACCAACUACGAGAGUUCUGAUCGGCAUGGCAUUAAGAGUAUCGAAUUCGAUUCGAAUUUUCCCUCGUCAUAUACGUUCCAUUCCGGAACGACAUGCGAGGCAAAAGAUGCAAGAUGGGAGUUGCUCUUUGUAUCGUUGAGCUUUACUGUCGUCUUGUCUCUGUUCACGACAUCUCCUAGCCUGUUCUUUUUCACCAUGUUCACUGGAGUGUUCUUCCAUGUAGGGCUUGCAUCAGAUCCACCUGGACACUCAAGCAUUGCUGGGCUGAUGUCAAAUCUACUCGGCAAGUUUCUACCUGCUGCAUUCUGUGCUUUUGUUAUCUACCGAUACAUGGGGGUCCGAAGAGCAUUAACGGGACUUACUGCCCAGAUUGAGAAGACCAUUCUGUGGCUUGGUGGGCUUUGGGUCGGAGCCCUUUCGAAUUACACGCUCGACUGGAUCCCAAUCCAGCGAUUGAAUGCCCAUGAUCUCAAUCAGCAACCUGGUGCAAAGUUUGCGCUUACCAUUAUCAUUAUCCUCCUGGCCACCAUUGUUUUCACACAAAUCUUCUUCUUCCAACGAGAAGGACGAUUAAUCAAGUAUCUUGGACUCUAUGGAACAUUCAUAGGAGCAAUUCUAGUGUCCCUACUCCUCCCAGGUCUCAGCUUACGAAUUCACCAUUAUAUUCUCGCAUUGCUGUUCCUUCCUGGUACUAGCAUGCAAACUCGUCCGUGUCUCCUUUACCAAGGAAUUUUAGUUGGCUUAUUCAUCAAUGGUAUCGCCAGAUGGGGAUUUGAUCCCGUACUCCAGACGCCAGCAGCGCUUCAAGGAGACGCGCAACACAAUUCCAAGCUCCCAAUCAUCGGCAAGCCUUCGAUCACCCUGGCUCAAAAUAUAUCUACCAUAUCAUUUUCCUGGCUCGCUCCGCCUGAACCUUUCGAUGGAAUUAGUGUCCUAGUGAACGAUGUUGAACGCUUCAGAGGGUACACAGACGAAGGGUUUGCCAGCGAUAAAAGUUUUGUGUGGACAAAAGACCCUGCGAUUGCUGAGCCUGAAUACUUCCGUUUUGCAUACAUGUCAGGACCCACGAGUUGGGACUACACGCAAGCUGGGACAUGGCAUGCGGAUGGAUCUUGGACUGAGAUGGAACCGGGUGCUAGUAGGAUAUCGAGUCGAUCUUUGAAUGGCGAGGUGUUUACGAGAUGAUGUAGUUAUGUAUAUAGUGAACUUAAUGACCUUC
Messenger RNA from Mollisia scopiformis, 2210 nucleotides. RefSeq lists its product as uncharacterized. The record is from RefSeq and is a predicted model, not a curated record. Bases 230 to 2176 code for a protein of 648 amino acids. The transcript has a single exon. Lineage: Eukaryota; Fungi; Ascomycota; Leotiomycetes; Helotiales; Mollisiaceae.